AUGGGCGAUGUAGUUGCAUCUCCCAGCGCUCUAAAUAACACAAAAACAACUGCCCCCAGAGACCAUACAGGGUUGGCACUCUCAGGGAACCUCCCAGGUGCGGCAGGGAACCUCCUAGAAGUGGCCGGGGCCCUUGGGACGCACCCAGGGGCAGCAGAGGCCCCAGGGACCCACCAAGAGGCAGCUGGUGACCUGGGUCUCAACCAGAGACCAUACAGGGCUGGCGCUCUCGGGGAACCUCCAAGGUGCGGCAGGGAACAUCCAAGUAGUGGCUGGGGCCAUUGGGACCCACCCAAGGGCAGCAGAGGCCCCAUGGACCCAUCUCAGAGGCAGCUGGUGACCUGGUUCUCACCCAGAGACCAUACAGGGCUGACGCUCUUAGGGAACCACCCACGUGCGACAGGGAACCUCCUAGAAGUGGCCGGAGCCACUUGGGACCCGCCUAGGGGCAGUAGAGGCCCGAGGGACCCACCCAGAGGCAGCCAGGGACCUUGGUCUUAUCCAGAUAAGGUGGUGCCCCCUGGGACCCUCCAAGUGCGUCGUAUGCGAUGUACUGGAAGUGCAUUGAUGGGUGAUAUUUGCAUCUCCCAACGCUCUAAGCGAAAACAGCACUUUAGAGACCAUACAGGGCUGGCGGCUCUUAGGAACCACCCGUGCGACGAGCAGCCUCCUGGAGUGGCCCGACCGCGGGACUGCCUGAGAGCGGCGAGGGCGCAGGACCCACACCCAGAGGCAGCCAGGGACCUUGGUCUUAUCCAGAUAAGGUGGUGCCCCCUGGGACCCUCCAGGUGCGUCGGUGACCCUUCCAAAGGUGGCUGGGACUCAUUGGACCCUCCCAUGGACGGCGGCCCCCACUGGAAUCUUCGCAUGGAUUGCGGGGGCCCCAGGAAACCUCAUAGGGGCGGCAGGGCCCUUGCAACACUUCCGAGAAGCGACGAUUGUACUAAGGACCCUCCCAGGGGCGAUGGAGUCCUGCAGUACCUUUCCAGAGACCAUACAGGGCUGACGCUCUUAGGGAACCACCCACGUGCGACAGGGAACCUCCUAGAAGUGGCCGGAGCCACUUGGGACCCGCCUAGGGGCAGUAGAGGCCCGAGGGACCCACCCAGAGGCAGCCAGGGACCUUGGUCUUAUCCAGAUAAGGUGGUGCCCCCUGGGACCCUCCAAAGACCAUACAGGGCUGGCGCUCUCGGGGAACCUCCAAGGUGUGGCAGGGAACAUCCAAGUAGUGGCUGGGGCCAUUGGGACCCACCCAAGGGCAGCAGAGGCCCCAUGGACCCAUCCCAGAGGCAGCUGGUGACCUGGUUCUCACCCAGAGACCAUACAGGGCUGGCGCUCUCAGGGAACCUCCAAGGUGCGGCAGGGAACAUCCAAGUAGUGGUUGGGGCCAUUGGGACCCACCCAGAGGCAGCAGAGGCCCCAUGGACCCAAUCCCAGAGGCAGCUGGUGACCUGGUUCUCACCCAGAGACCAUAUAGGGCUGACGCUCUUAGGGAACCACCCACGUGCGACCGGGAACGUCCUAGGAGUGGCCAGGGCCACUUGGGACCCACCCAGGGGCAGCAGAGGCCCCAUGGACCCACCCAGAGGCAGCCAGGGACGUUGGUCCUAUCCAGAUAAGGUGAUGCCCCCUGGGACCCUCCAGUGGCAGGGAACAUCCAAGGAGGGCUGGGGGCCAUUGGACCCCACCCAAGGGCAGCAGAGGCCCCAUGGACCCAUCCCAGAGGCAGCUGGUGACCUGGUUCUCACCAGGCAAGGUGGUGCCUCUGCGACCCUCCCCAGGUGCAUCGGGACCCUUCCACAAGGCCAAUUCAUUGGACCCUCCAGGAUGCAGCGCCCCGAAUCAUCACAUGGGAUUGCAUUGGUGAAACCCCUGAGAAGUGUGGCAGGCUCCCUGCUACCUCCCCAGAAGUGCGAGGGUACCAUGACCCCUCCCGGUAAUGUGGAGGCCCACAGUACCUUUCCAGGUGUGACCGCGCCCCUAGGGACCCUCCCAGGGUGCGUCGGUGACCCUUCCAAAGGUGGCUGGGACUCAUUGGACCCUCCCAUGGACGGCGGCCCCCACUGGAAUCAUCGCAUGGAUUGCAGGGGCCCCAGGAAACCUCAUAGGGGCGGCAGGGCCCUUGCAACACCUCCGAGAAGCGACGAUUGUACUAAGGACCCUCCCAGGGGCGGUGGAGGCCCGCAGUACCUUUCCAGGUGUGACAGCGCCCCUAGGGACCCUCCUUGGAGACCAUACAGGGCUGGCGCUCUCAGGGAACCUCCAAGGUGCGGCAGGGAAUAUCCAAAUAGUGGCUGGGGCCAUUGGGACCCACCCAGGGGCAGCAGAGGCCCCAUGGACCCAUCCCAGAGGCAGCUGGUGACCUGGUUCUCACCCAG
Homarus americanus (American lobster) is the source of this 2378-nucleotide messenger RNA. RefSeq names its product collagen alpha-1(III) chain-like. Lineage: Eukaryota; Metazoa; Arthropoda; Malacostraca; Decapoda; Nephropidae. The transcript is spliced from 11 exons. The record is from RefSeq and is a predicted model, not a curated record. The annotation marks the transcript as partial.